This is a messenger RNA of Trifolium pratense (red clover), 3992 nucleotides long. RefSeq names its product histone-lysine N-methyltransferase, H3 lysine-9 specific SUVH5-like. The record is from RefSeq and is a predicted model, not a curated record. The transcript has 3 exons. Gene Ontology annotation, molecular function: protein binding; histone methyltransferase activity; zinc ion binding. Bases 272 to 3400 code for a protein of 1042 amino acids. Gene Ontology annotation, cellular component: nucleus. Lineage: Eukaryota; Viridiplantae; Streptophyta; Magnoliopsida; Fabales; Fabaceae.
AUUUUAGUUUCUCCAAAAUAGGCGGGGACGUGAUAUUUCCCGAUUCUCAUAUGAGACAGAAAAAAACUACUGAAAGAUGGAAUUUACAAAAAUGAACGCAUUAUUUUCAUUUCUCAAUAAUUAAUCAAAACCCUAAAAUCUCACCACUUCCGUAAUCGUUUCUCUUCUUCCGUCAGAACCGUUACUUCCACUCAACUCAACUCGCCGGAAAACGCCGCCUCUCCUCGCCGGAGAUUCUCGUUCAGUAAAAAGAAGAGUGUGGGAUGAGAAGAUGAGUUCGGAGCCACCGAGAGGAACGGUAGAAUCAAUGUCACUGUGUAAUGGACAUUCUGAACAAGAAUUAGGGAUUCCGUUGAUGGAGAAUGGAGGCUCUAGUAUUCUUACUCGGCCCAAGAUUAAGCGCCGUGCAGUUUCUGCAGUUCGUGAUUUUCCUGAAGAAUGUGGACCAUUUGGUUCUGCUGAUGGUACAUCUCUUGAAGAUAAGAGUGAAGACUGUUUAGGCGGUGAAGCUGUUUGUCCCAACCUUGAAGAUGAUUCUCAACAUUCUGAGGUUGAUAAAAAGUUGUUUGAUACAGAGGCUCUUGAACAAACAAGUGACUGUAGUUUGAAGAAGGAAGAUCCUGUUGUCUUAUCUGAUCAAGUGGAUGGGGAUACUUUGGCUAACGACGAGCCUGGAAAAGUGGCAUUGGUGGACAUGGAAACUUCGGAUAUGGAAUUUACAACUGAAGUGAAAACGGAAGAUCAUAUGGUCUCAUCUAAUCAAGGGGAUGGGGAUACUUUGGCUAAUAAUGAACCUGCAAAAGUGUCAUCGGUGGACAUGGAAACUGGAGAUAUGGAAUUUGCAACUGAAGUGAAAAAGGAAGAUCAGGUCUCAUCUCAUCAAGUCAAUCAGCCUACAUUGGAUAAUGAUGAACAAGCAAAUGUGGCAUUGGCAGACAUGGAAACUUUGGAUGCAGAAUUUGCAACUGAAAGCUGUAGUCCGAAGAAGGAAAAUCCAAUGGAUGAAUCUACUCUGGCUAAUGGCGAACCUGCAAAACAGGCAUUGGUAGGCACAGAAACUUUGGAUACUGAAUUUGCAACAGAAGACCUCAUAAAACAAGAUUUCUCUAAUAUAAUGUCUCCAAUUGGUGAGGUAGUUAUGGAUGAUGCUUGUAUGGAGGAGGCUGUAACUAAAAGGUAUCCUCCUCGUAGAAAAGUUGCAGCAGCGAUCAGAGAUUUUCCACAUUUAUGUGGACGCAAUGCUCCCCUUCUUACUACGGACGAGCGUUUAAGGGAGCUAUCUUCUUUGAAUAAAAAGAGAGUGGGUCAAACUGACAUAAAAGAAGUAGAUAAUAACAAGAGAAAGCUUGCUAACAUCAUUCAAGCUGACUCUGAAGGGAAUGCUACACAGAGAGUUAAGAAGAUGGAUGUAGUUGAUUCAUCUUCUGAGAUGAGAUUGGCACUGGUUAAAGAGGAAAACACAAACACUGUACAGGUCGAAGGAACAUCAGGCAGGAAAACAGUGCAAGGUUUGAUGGCUAAAUCAGAAUGUCCUUGGAGAUCUGAUAUCAGUUCCCCCAAAUUUAAACCAGCAUCAAUAGGUGGCACUGAUGAAAGGAAGGGAAAGAAAGUUGAUUAUUAUGCCCAGCUAGACAGGUCUAAAACUGCUGUCAAGACAAAACAUUUACCGAAUCAUUCUGGGCACGUGCAGUUGAAAAAGAAAAAUGGAAAUGCUGCUUCUGAUGACAUGGGUGAAUUAGUAAGACGGGAGAAUAAUUCUCUAGACCCUAAACAUAAAAACUUUAAAAUUGUCCCAAAAUCACAUGGUGUAAAUGUUCCUCCUCUUGGUCGUAGUAAUUUCAGUGGUCAUGAGAAUGACUCAAUGGCCCGAAAUAAUGUGAGGAAAGCAUUGCGCCUGUUCCAAGCUGUUUAUAGAAAGCUUUUGCAGGAAGCGGAAGCAAAAGCAAAGUCAAACGAUAAAGAAAGAAGGAGGUUUGAUUUACAAGCUGCGAAAAUACUUAAGGAGAAAGGGAGCUAUGUUAAUGAAGGGGAUAAGAUCUUGGGAUCUGUCCCCGGGGUUGAAGUUGGUGAUGAAUUUCAAUAUAGAAUCGAGCUUAAUAUAAUUGGCCUUCAUCGCCAGAUUCAGGGUGGUAUAGAUUUUGUGAGGCAGAAAAAUAAAGUCCUUGCCACUAGUAUUGUUGCGUCAGGGGGCUAUUCUGAUGACUUAGAUAAUACAGAUGUUUUGAUAUAUACAGGGCAGGGUGGAAAUGUGAUGAGCAGUGAUAAAGACCCAGAAGAUCAGAAGCUUGAAAGGGGCAACCUUGCUCUGAAGACCAGCAGUGAGGAAAAGAAUCCUGUUAGGGUGAUACGGGGUUCGGAAUCAAUGGAUGGAAAAAGCAAGAUAUAUGUUUAUGAUGGACUUUAUCUAGUUGAGUCAUGUUGGCAGGAAAUGGGGUCACAUGGGAAGCUGGUUUAUAAGUUUCGCUUGCGAAGAAUCCCAGGUCAAACCGAGCUUGCCUUGAAGGAACUGAAGAAAUCUAAAAAGUUCAAAAUAAGAGAAGGUCAAUGCGUCAAAGAUAUUUCCUACGGUAAAGAGAGAAUUCCCGUAUGUGCUGUGAACACCAUAGACGACGAGAAGCCCCCUCCAUUUAAAUACAUAACUAAGAUGAUAUAUCCUGAUCGUUGCAAUCUUGUCCCUCCAGAAGGCUGUGGUUGUACUAAUGGAUGCUCUGACCAUGCAAAAUGUUCCUGUGUACUAAAAAAUGGGGGGGAAAUUCCUUAUAAUCAUAAUGGGGCUAUUGUAGAAGCAAAGUCUGUAGUCUAUGAGUGUGGGCCUAAAUGCAAGUGCCCUCCAACCUGCCAUAACAGGGUGAGCCAACUUGGCAUAAAUAUUCAACUUGAAAUUUUUAAAACCAAUUCAAUGGGGUGGGGUGUAAGAUCCCUAAAUUCCAUUCCUUCAGGAAGUUUUAUCUGUGAAUAUAUAGGAGAGGUUCUUGAAGACAAGGAAGCUGAACAAAGAACUGGUAAUGAUGAGUAUCUUUUUGAUAUUGGAAAUAACAAAACCAACAAUACUCUUUGGGAUGGACUUUCGACACUUAUACCAGAUUCACACUCAAGUUCAUGUGAAGUAGUGAAUGAUGUUGGCUUCACUAUCGAUGCCGCUCAGUUUGGUAAUGUGGGGAGAUUCAUCAACCACAGUUGCUCCCCCAAUCUCUAUGCUCAGAAUGUCCUUUAUGAUCAUCAUGACAUCAGGAUUCCUCACGUCAUGUUAUUUGCUGCUGAGAACAUUCCUCCCUUGCAAGAGCUGAGUUACGAUUACAAUUAUAUGAUAGAUCAAGUCCGUGAUUCUGAUGGCAAUAUCAAAAAGAAGUACUGCUAUUGUGGUUCUGUGGAGUGUACUGGUUUCCUCCUCCGGAGGUAAUCAUAUUUGAGGAACUGUCGGACACUUCAUGUGGACACAUCUUCCAGUUGGGGUUCAAACUUUAGUUGUGGAAGUCUGUCUAGCUCCUUUCUUGAGACCCAUUCAUGUUGGUUGUUUUUGACUUUAUGUUAAGCAACUCUAUAUGAAUGUAAAAAAUACUAUAAAAAUUUUUGACUUUAUGUUAAGCAACUCUAUAUGAAUGUAAAAAUAUACUAUAAAUUUUUUUGACUUUAUUAUGUUAAGCAACUCUAUACGAAUGUAAAAAUAUACUAUAAAAAAUUACAAUUACAUCUUCAGGACCACUAUUAAGCUUCCCAUUUAAUUUAUCUAUGCAUUUGUAUUAAACAUAGGAGAUAGUACAACGGGGUAUGGGGUUGGAAGAUGCUGGCACUUUAAGAAAUCCUGUGGCUUUUAAUCUCUUUUCUUUACAUCUGGUUAGGGUCGACCUAACCAAAAGUAAGACCUUAAACAAAGUUUGUAUACUACGAGAUGUAAAGAAUUGACAGUUAUUGUAGUAAAUUGAGGCGUAAAAUAUUUCAAAGGCAUUGACAGGUAUUAAUGUUAGUAUAAUAAGUUAUAGUUUGAUUCUGAA